Molecule: messenger RNA, 5140 nt
Organism: Sceloporus undulatus (fence lizard)
Lineage: Eukaryota; Metazoa; Chordata; Lepidosauria; Squamata; Phrynosomatidae
Product: dynein axonemal heavy chain 2-like
Biological process (GO): microtubule-based movement
Cellular component (GO): dynein complex
Molecular function (GO): minus-end-directed microtubule motor activity; dynein intermediate chain binding; dynein light intermediate chain binding
Source: RefSeq, a predicted model, not a curated record
AUGCGCAAUGUGUAUGAAGACCUGACAGACAUGGGUGUCCUGAAGGCAGAGAUGGAGCGUGCACUGGAUGACUACAACCGGACACCAGGCAUGGUGUCCAUGAGACUGGUGCUUUUCCGUGAUGCAAUUGAACACAUAACCCGUAUUGUCCAGGUGAUCAGUCAGCCACGAGGAAACAUGCUGCUGGUGGGCAUUGGAGGCAGUGGGCGCCAGAGCAUGGCACGCCUGGCUUCAUCCAUUUGCGAAUACUACACCUUCCAGAUCGAGGUCUCCAGGCCGUAUCAGAAACAAGAAUUCAGGGAAGAUGUCAAGAAGCUCUACCGUCAGACAGGAGUAGACCUGAAGCCCACUACCUUCCUCUUUGUGGACACCCAGAUAGCAGAUGAGUGCUUCCUGGAGGACAUCAACAACAUCCUCAGCUCUGGGGAAGUGCCCAACCUCUACAAGCCAGAUGAAUUUGAGGAGAUCCAAAACAACAUCAUUGAUGCGGCUUGAAAAGAGGGCAUCCAGGAAAGCCAAGACAGCCUCUUUGCCUACCUCACUGAAGGGGUCUGGAACAACCUGCAUGUUGUGCUGUGCCUGAGCCCCGUGGGUGAUCCUUUCAGGAACUGGAUUCGUCAGUAUCCUGCCCUGGUGAAUUGCAUCACCAUAGACUGGUUCUCUGAAUGGCCCAAGGAAGCACUGCUGGAGGUGGCAGAGAAGUACUUGGAGGGCGAUGACCUGGGAAGCGUGGAGCGGGGAAGUCUGGAUACGAUGCAAAAACAAGUGGCUAAAAUCUUUGUCACCAUGCACUGGUCUGUGGCCAGGUACUCAAAGAAGAUGAUGCUGGAACUUCGGCGCCAUAAUUAUGUCACCCCUACCAACUACCUGGAGCUAGUCUCUGGCUACAAGAAGCUCCUAGCAGAGAAGCGGAAAGAGCUCUCAGACCAAGCCAACAAGCUCUCCAAUGGCCUCUUUAAAAUUGAUGAGACUCGUGAGAAAGUGGAGGUGAUGACGCUGGAGCUGGAGGAGGCUCAGAAGAAGGUUGCAGAAUUUCAGAAGCAGUGUGAGGAAUAUCUGGUCAUCAUUGUCCAGCAGAAGCAAGAGGCUGAUGUGCAGCAGAAGACAGUGACUGCAAACAGUAAGAAGAUUGCUGCCGAGGAGAUCAAGUGCAAAUUAUUGGCCAACAAUGCUCAGAAGGACUUGGAGGAGGCCCUACCUUCUCUGGAGGAGGCCAUGAAGGUAGACGGGUGUGGAGAGCUGUCACAGAGCAGCUCUGGAGAGCAUGGAGAUUGGAAAAGCUACUUUUUUAGACUAUAGGACAUCAUCGGAUGGGUCUCGGUGGCUGCCAAGUCCCUCUGCAUGUGGGUGCGAGCUAUGGAGAUGUAUGGUCGUAUUUACCGAGUGGUAGAGCCCAAGUGUAUUCGGAUGAAUGCUGCCCUGGCCCAGCUGGCAGAGAAGCAGGCUGCCCAGGCCGAGGCCCAAGAGAGGCUCCGGGAGGUGGCUGAGAAACUGGAGAUGCUCAAGAGAGAGUAUGAGGAGAAGCUGGCACAGAAGGAGGAGCUACGCAGAAAGUCAGAAGAGAUGGAGAUCAAGCUGGACCGGGCGGACAAACUGGUGUCGGGCCUGGCUGGAGAGAAGAUCCAGUGGGAAGAAACCCUCAAGGGCCUUGAGGAAGACUUGGGCUACUUGGUGGGUGACUGCCUUGUGGCAGUGGCAUUUCCAUCCUACAUGGGGCCCUUCUUGUCAAAUUACCAGGAAGAGCUUGUUUCUCACAUCUGGAUCAAGCAGAUCCGUGAGCUUCAAGUGCCCUGCUCCCCUUACUUCAUGUGUGACAGCUUCCUCAGCAACCCAACGGUUGUGCGCACAUGGAACAUCCAAGGGCUGCCAUCAGAUAACUUCUCUACAGAGAAUGGAAUCAUUGUCACUCGAGGCAACCGGUGGCCUCUGAUGAUUGACCCCCAGGGCCAGGCCACAAAAUGGAUCAAGAAUAUGGAAUCAAAGAUAGGCCUAAAGAUCAUCGACUUACAGAUGCCCGACUACCUGCGCAUCCUAGAGAUAGCCAUCCGGCAUGGCUCUCCAGUACUGCUGAAGAAUGUGCAAGAGGAGCUUGACCCGACACUGGCCCCCAUCCUCAACAAAUCCGUCACCAGAGUGGGUGGACGCUUGCUGAUAAGGAUUGGGGACAAGGAGGUGGAUUACCACCCUGAAUUCCACUUCUACCUAACCACCAAGCUGUCCAACCCACACUACACUCCAGAAAUCUCCUCCCAGACCACCAUUGUCAACUUUGCUGUCAAAGAGCAGGGACUGGGGUCUCAACUUCUGGGCAUCGUGGUGCGAAGAGAAAGGCCUGAGCUGGAAGAGCAGAAGGACCACCUGGUGCUCAACAUUGCGGCUGGAAAAAGGAAGCUGAAAGAGCUGGAGGACGAGAUCCUGAGGUUGUUGAAUGAAGCAACAGGCUCCCUCUUGGAUGAUGUGCAGCUCGUGAACACUCUGCAGACCUCCAAGAUCACUGCCACUGAGGUCACGGAGCAACUGGAGACCAGUGAGACAACUGAGAUUAAAAUUGACACAGCUCGGGAGGGCUAUCGGCCAUGCCCUCAGAGGGCGUCCAUCCUCUUCUUUGUCCUCAGUGACAUGGGCAGGAUCAACCUCAUGUACCAGUUCUCCCUCGAUGCCUACAUUGACCUGUUCAACCUCAGCAUCACCAAGAGCCACCGGAGUGCCAAGCUGGAUGAGAGAAUCCGCUUCCUCAAUGAAUAUCACACUUACGCGGUCUACAGGUACACCUGCCGGGGCCUCUUUGAACGACACAAGUUGCUCUUCAGCUUCCAGAUGUGUGCCAAAAUCCUGGAAGUCUCUGGCAACCUCAAGAUGGAUGAAUAUAACUUCUUCCUGCGUGGAGGAGUGGUGCUCGACAGGGAAGGGCAGAUGGACAAUCCCUGCACAAGCUGGUUAGCCGAUACCUACUGGGACAACAUCACUGAGCUGGACAAGCUCACCAACUUCCACGGCAUCAUGAACUCUUUUGAGCAAUACCCUCGGGACUGGAACCUAUGGUACACCAGCUCCAAGCCGGAGAAAGCCAUGCUGCCAGGUGAGUGGGAGAACUCCUGCAACCAGAUGCAGUGGAUGCUGAUCGUCUGGUCCUUGUGUCCAGACUGUGUGGCUUUCUGCGUCACAGGAUUCAUAGUCUCCAACUUGGGCUCCCAGUUCAUUGAACCGCCUGUGCUUAACAUGAGUCAGGUGGUGGACAACUCCACAACAAAGACCCCAUUGAUCUUUGUGCUGUCCCCUGGUGUUGAUCCCACGUCCGCCCUCCUUCAGCUGGCAGAGCAGUCGGGCAUGUCCCAGCGCUUCCAUGCCCUCUCGCUGGGCCAGGGCCAGGCACCUAUUGCCACUCGCAUGAUUAAAGAUGGCGUCCGUCAGGGUAACUGGGUCUUCCUGGCCAAUUGUCACCUCUCGGACAAGCUGGUGGAUCAACUGCAGGUAGAGGAGCCGCAUCCGUCCUUCCGCCUGUGGCUCAGCUCAAGCCCCCACCCGAACUUCCCCAUCUCCAUCUUACAAGCUGGCAUGAAGAUGACAACGGAGCCUCCCAUGGGCUUGAAAGCUAAUAUGAAGCGCCUCUACCAACUCAUCACGGAGCCCCAGUUCAACCGCUGCACCAAGCUGACCAAGUACAAGAAGCUACUCUUUGCCCUCUGCUUCUUCCACAGUGUUCUGCUGGAGCACAAGAAGUUCUUGCAGUUGGGCUGGAACAUCAUUUAUGACUUCAAUGAUUCAGACUUUGAGUUCGAAUUUAGCAUGGAUUUUUCUCCUCCCUCCCACGUGUCUGAGAACCUAGAUGAGUACGAGGAGACGCCCUGGGAUGCCCUCAAAUACCUGAUUGCAGGCGUCAAUUACGGGGGCCACAUGACAAGUGACUGGGACCGCCGACUCCUGACCACUUAUAUCAACGACUACUUCUGCGAGCAAAGCAUCGCCACCCCUUUGUACAAACUCUCUGCGCUGGAUGCCUAUUACAUCCCCAAGGAUGGCAACCUGGCCUCUUACAAGGAAUACAUCACUCUACUGCCUGGCAUAGAUGCCCCGGAGGCCUUUGGCCAGCACCCCAAUGCUGAUGUGGCCUCCCAAAUCACAGAAGCCAGAACACUUUUCGAAACCCUGCUUUCUCUACAGCCCCAGACAACACCCACUGGAGUGCCUGGGCAGAGCCGUGAAGAUAAGGUACUGGAGCUCUCAGCUGAUGUGCGCAGUAAGAUCCCAGAGGAGAUUGACUACGAGGGCACCUGCAAGGUCCUCUCCACUGACCCUUCCCCACUGAACGUGGUCUUGCUGCAGGAGAUCCAACGUUACAACUCUUUGCUGCAGGUCAUCAGUUCCUCUCUGAUAGAGCUGGAGAAGGGCAUCCAAGGCCUGGUGGUCAUGUCAACAGACCUUGAGGAGAUCUUCAACUGCAUAUUUGAUGCCCGUGUGCCCCCCAUGUGGGAGAGGGCCUAUCCAUCCCAGAAGCCACUAGCUGCCUGGACCCGGGACCUGGGCCUCCGCGUGGAACAGUUUGCCCGCUGGGCAAAUACCACUCACCCUCCUGUGCUUUUCUGGCUCUCUGGUUUUACGUUUCCUACUGGGUUCCUGACCACUGUGUUGCAAGCUGCCGCUCGCCAGAACAAUAUCUCAGUUGAUACACUCUCUUGGGAAUUCAUUGUCUCCACUGUAGAUGACAACAACCUGGUGUAUCCACCCAAGGAGGGCGUCUGGGUCCGCGGUCUCUACCUGGAGGGUGCCGGCUGGGACAAGAAGAACUCCUGCCUAAUGGAAGCUGAGCCCAUGCAGCUGGUCUGCCCCAUCCCCACCAUCCACUUCAAACCAGUGGAGUACAAGAAGAAGAGCGGCAAAGGGAUGUACUCCUGCCCUUGCUACUAUUACCCUAACCGGGCUGGCACUUCCGGGCGGCCCUCUUUCGUCAUUGGCGUUGACCUGCAGUCUGGAACAAUGACCUCCGACCACUGGAUCAAACGGGGCACUGCCUUGCUGAUGAGUCUGGAUAGCUGAAGAUAAACCUCCCCUUUCUACCAGGAAAAAAACUUUCCUAUUUUCACUUUUCUCUGGUUUAUUUCCUCCUGCUCCCCAUUAUUGUUCUAGUUAAAAUUAAAUAGUU